CCCUUAUUUGUAACAAGAAAGGCCAAUCAUUCUCAGCUAUGAACAACAACAGAAAUGGCUAUUCUUCUGUUCCAAAUCAACCCAAUUAUAGUUAUGAUUCGGAUACACGAUCAUCGGGUUGGCGAGUUCCUGCUUUCUCUUCGAGUAAUGCUUGGUCCAGGAGUAAUUCAAUAGUUAACAGACGCUUGCUCGAUGAUCCUCCAGCCCCUUACUCAAGUACAGCGAUUUCAUCAACCGUAGAUUUAGUACCACCAUCACACACUCGGCAUCGGAUUCCAAUCCGUAACAGCAACAACCUACGAAGACAGCACCUCGAGGCACUAAGACAAGCCGUUCACAACCAACCCGCUAGACCCGAGAGCAGCUCAAGAUCAUCAUCACAAACCAACGAAGAAGACGAAAUCCUCAAACAUCUAACAAAAGAAACAUAUAACCCAGUCCCAAAAAGCACCCUUCUCAGAAGCCUGAGCUUAUACUACAGAAACAAAAACCCGGGAAGCGAAAACUCAAGAAACACUCAAGAUCUCUCUGGUGAAGAAGACGACAAGAGAUGCUCCGUUUGUUUAGAAGACUUCGAGCCCAAGGAAACAGUGAUGCUCACUCCUUGCAAACACAUGUUUCAUGAGGAAUGUAUAGUUCCAUGGUUAAAGACCAAAGGACAGUGUCCUGUCUGUAGAUUCGUCAUACUCAAGCCGGCAAAACAAGAUUCUUCGCUGACUAAUGGAUCAAAUCAUGUCGGAAACAUGACAAUGAACGAUCUCUUCACAUUAGAGCUACUCUCUGUGGUAAGAGCAAUGGAAGAAACUUUCCUUUUUGGUUAUCCACGUCGCAUGUAGAAUCUUUAUUGUACUUGAAUUCUCUCAAAUGAUAUUAAAUUUAUUAUUUGGGUUUGUUUUAUAAAAUGAAUCAUAUGAA
Messenger RNA from Arabidopsis arenosa, 915 nucleotides. The record is from the annotation of a GenBank genome assembly. NCBI's taxonomy places the organism in Eukaryota, Viridiplantae, Streptophyta, Magnoliopsida, Brassicales, Brassicaceae.